Aspergillus melleus is the source of this 237-nucleotide messenger RNA. RefSeq lists its product as uncharacterized. Lineage: Eukaryota; Fungi; Ascomycota; Eurotiomycetes; Eurotiales; Aspergillaceae. The transcript has a single exon. The record is from RefSeq and is a predicted model, not a curated record. Bases 1 to 237 code for a protein of 78 amino acids.
AUGACGUCUACCGGAUCUAGUGAAUCGGACGGCGAAAGCGCAGAAACCUGGCUUUAUUCAGCAUCGAGCACCGCCGUUUCAUCGGAAGACAGCGAAGACCGCGAUUUUGUGGUUUCUGAUUCGGAGCCGCUUUCGUUCCACGACAGUAGGGCCAGCUCGCCAGACAGAAACGUGCCUCGGUCUGCCUGCGAUAACGACGAUGCCGACCCGAAACCAGUAUAUCCCCAUCAACUGUGA